AUGGACAAGUGCCAAGGCUCAGCGCCCGAGCUGAACUGGAAGCUGGAGCCCGGGCCCGGGCCCGGCUCAAGUCCGGUCCGGCAGAGCGGUGUUAAAUUCUUCCGCGCCCAAGCACAGUUCGAGAAGUCGCUCUACGACCUCAUCCGCGGUCUGCGGAACCACAAGGGAAAUGAGAAGGAAUACAUACAAAACUGUUUGAAGGAAUGUCGCGCCGAGAUUCGCAGCCAGGACAUGGACGUCAAGGCGACGGCCUUGCUGAAGCUCGUGUACCUCGAGAUGGUGGGCCAUGACAUGUCAUGGGCUUCCUUCCACGUUCUCGAGGUCAUGUCUUCGCAGAAAUACCACCAGAAGCGAGUCGGAUAUCUCGCGGCUGUCCAGAGCUUUCGCCCAGACACAGACGUGCUCAUGAUGGCCACAAACCUGUUGAAGAAGGAUGUCGCCGGAUCGCAACCGAUCAUCAUCUCCCUUCCCGUCGCAGCGCUUCCCCAUCUCGUAACGCCGUCACUCGCCAUGUCGCUGCUUGGUGACCUGCUCCCACGCCUCAGCCACUCACACGCCGCCAUCCGAAAGAAAACAGUUGUGACGCUAUACCGGUUGGCGCUGGUGUACCCUGAGGCGCUACGUGCGUCAUGGCCCAAAAUUAAGGAGCGGCUGAUGGACCCAGACGAGGACUCGAGCGUUACAGCAGCCAUCGUGAAUGUGGUGUGCGAGCUAGGAUGGCGGAGACCACACGAUUUCCUCCCACUGGCGCCCCGCCUCUUUGAGCUUCUGGUCGACGGUGGCAACAACUGGAUGGCGAUCAAGUUGAUCAAGCUGUUUGCGACCUUGACACCCCUGGAGCCGCGUCUUGUACGAAAGCUGCUACCGCCAUUGACAAAUCUCAUCCGGACCACGCCAGCGAUGUCUCUUUUGUACGAGUGCAUCAACGGGAUUAUCCAAGGCGGCAUUCUUGGAGAUGGAGAAGACUUUUCAGCCCGGGAAGAGGUGGCCUCCCUCUGUGUCACAAAACUCAGGGGGAUGGUGUCCGCCCACAGUGACCCCAAUCUCAAAUACGUCGCCCUCCUAGCGUUCAAUCGUAUCGUCGUCACCCACCCCUUCCUUGUCGCGCAACAGGAGGACGUGAUCCUAGAGUGUAUUGAUAGUGAAGAUAUCACGAUCCGGAUCAAGGCGCUCGAUCUGGUUCAGGGCAUGGUCAGCAGCGACAACCUCGUGUCGAUUGUUAGCCGCCUGAUGCGCCAGCUCAAAGCGUCCUCGGCCGCGCUAAACCAGCAAAACGGUGCAGAGGGACAUGAUGCGGAAACCGAUUCGAGCGACGAGCAAGGCACGGCUUCCGGACGACGACGAAAGACAUCAGAACGCACACCUCCGCUUCCGGAUGAUUACACCGUGGACGUGAUCGGCCGGAUUCUGAAGAUGUGCUCUCAAGACAACUACGCCAACAUGGCCGACUUCGAUUGGUAUCUUGACGUCCUGACUCAGCUGGUCCGAAUCGCGCCCGCUCCUCGGAAAAGGGAGCUAGACGCCGACUCUUCCGUGUCGAAGCCGGUCAGCGAUGUUUCCGAGAACAUUGGGAACGAACUGCGGAAUGUAGCCGUGAAAGUUAAGGCUGUCAGAUACGCGGCCGUCCGAGCGGCCGAACUCGCCGUCGCCCGCAUGGUGACGGAAAUCUCCCCAACCCGCCAGGUAGUUCUCGGGGCGCUGAAACCCAUCGCGUGGGUUGUUGGGGAGUACGCUUUCCAGUUAUUAUCAGCCGACGACACCUUGAGGUACCUUCUCGAUCUGGUACCACGCAUCGAGUACCCCGAGGCGCUCGCAACAUGUCUCCAGGCGGUGCUAAAGCUUCUGGCUCAUGUCGCCGGGGACGAGCAAGCACUGUGGACGGCGGAAAGGAAAUCGAGCAUUUCGUUGCUCAUGGCCCGUGUUAUCCACGUACUAGAGCCGUUCGCGCUGCACCCCUAUCUAGAGGUCCAAGAGCGGGCUGUCGAGUUCACCGAGUUGCUAAAACUGACGGCCGAAGCAGCCGCCGGACAGGCACCGUCUUCGGAUGAAAUCCAGCAAGAUCCGCCGCUGCUUCUCACGCAAGCGAUCCCAUCACUCUUUGCCGGGUGGGAGCUGAACUCCGUAGCCGCUGGCACGCAACAGAACGUGCCAGUUCCUGAUGAUCUUGAUCUCGACGAACCCAUCCAUCCGGACCUCAACAGGCUCCUCUCACAGGCCGACUCGUUGAUGCUCCCGACACAAGGUGACGACGACGAGUUUGAGACGUACUACAGCCAGAAAGCAGCUGCGACAAGCAUGGCCAGCGAGCCAGCGAUAAACAGACUGCUAGACGCCCCAGAAGAGGUGACGCCGAGCUCGUCCUACCAGCAAUCCGAAGAGAGCUAUCUCGACCCGGACAUCGUGGCACGACGCAAGGCGGAACGCAUGGAGCGGUACCGCGACGAUCCAUUCUACAUCCCGGACUCGACCGCGUCCGGCGGCCGGUCCACCCCUAUCCACAACAUUCUCCAGAAAGAAAACGGGCCGGACCUCGACAUCGAUUCCAUCCCGAUCAUGCAGCUCGACCUGAACCCAUCCGGCCGCGCCAGUCCCGCUAGACAGCAGCAGCAACAACAACAACAACAACAACAGCAACAACACCGACAAUCCCCCAAACCCAAACCCCGCCAACGCAUCGUCGUAGCCGCCGACGAAACCCUCGGCUUCAACAGCGGCAGCCGCCCAUCCACCCCGCGCCUCUACGACUCCGAAACAACCACUAACACCACCACCGCCACAGCAGCAGCAGCUAAAAAGCUCAAGCAGCAAUCCCUCCUCCAAAUCAGCUCCUCCCACAUCAGCGAUCUCAGCAUCAUCGACAGCGCCAGCGCCAGCGCCAGCGGGAAUGGAACUAGUAGAACAGGAGCAGCAUCAGCAGCAGGACUAGCACAACACCACGAGCAACAGCAGCGCGAAGAAGCCGAGAUGGCACAGGCGCUAAAGGAAGUCCAGCGGUUGCGGCUGGAGAUGCAGCGGGCAAAUGAGCGGAUCCAGGUGGCGCAGGGUGUGCCGGUGGAGGGGGUGGUGGUGAGUAGUAAGAGGAAGAAGAAGAAGAAGACGACGGCGACGAAGCCGGGGGAGAAGUCUGAGGGGGGGAAGAGUUCUGCUGCUAUUGCUGGGACGGGGUCAGUAGUGACGGGUGCAGGGGAAGCGGAUGGAGGAGGAGAAGGUAAAGCUGUGGGGGUGCCGGCCGUGAAGAAGAAGAAAAAGAAGGUUGUCAAGGCGGAGGAGCCGGGGUCGGGGCUGGAGCUGGGGCCGGGGGCGGCUGGGGAAGGGGAUGAGCAGCAGUCGGUGGUGAAGGCGAAGCAGAAGAAGAAAAAGAAGGUGGCGAGGGUGGUGAAGUUGGAUGAGGGAGAGGGUGAGUAG
Molecule: messenger RNA, 3405 nt
Organism: Dichotomopilus funicola
Lineage: Eukaryota; Fungi; Ascomycota; Sordariomycetes; Sordariales; Chaetomiaceae
Product: adaptin N terminal region-domain-containing protein
Exons: 6
Coding region: 1-3405 (1134 amino acids)
Biological process (GO): Golgi to vacuole transport; intracellular protein transport; protein targeting to vacuole
Cellular component (GO): membrane coat; endosome membrane; AP-3 adaptor complex
Source: RefSeq, a predicted model, not a curated record